Babjeviella inositovora NRRL Y-12698 is the source of this 2434-nucleotide messenger RNA. It is a transcript of the gene DOA1, whose product is annotated as Doa1p. The record is from RefSeq and is a predicted model, not a curated record. Lineage: Eukaryota; Fungi; Ascomycota; Pichiomycetes; Serinales. The transcript has a single exon. Gene Ontology annotation, molecular function: ubiquitin binding. Gene Ontology annotation, cellular component: cytoplasm; nucleus. Gene Ontology annotation, biological process: proteasome-mediated ubiquitin-dependent protein catabolic process; ubiquitin recycling. The coding region runs from base 100 to 2295 and encodes 731 amino acids.
CCCGACUAGCUUCGGGGGCGUUUGACUUUUGCGCCUAUAUCGACCACUUACCCACGCAAUUCGUUACAAUCUCGGUUUAAACUCUCCCAAACCCUCAACAUGCAGUUCAAGCUCUCAGCCACGCUUUCCGCCCACGAAGAUGAUGUCAGGGCGGCGACUGCUCUCUCAGACACGUCCAUAGUUUCUGCGUCGCGCGACGAGACCGUGCGCGUAUGGACCAAGGAUUCCACCUGGACGUCGGCUUUACUCUACAAAUCCGCGAGCUACAUCAACUCUGUUGCCUACAUCCCCGAACUGUCGCUUGUUGUGUUUGCAGGGAACGAUGCCACGAUUUGGUUUGUUGAUCCUGCGUCCUCUGACUUGGAGGCGCUGAUCACAUUACCAGCACACGACAUGAACGUCUGCGCGCUCCAUUACGUCGACGGUUUACUUGCUAGCAGUUCCUGGGACGGCACGGCCAAGGUCUGGGACGUGUCGCAGGCGUUGACCACGGGCCCGAGACUUCUCCACGAGCUCAGGGGACACGAAUCGGCGGUUUGGGACAUUAAAAUCCUCAACGCCGCGAAAAGAGAGUACGUCACAUGUUCCGCCGACCAGACGAUCAGAACAUGGAUCGGGGACCGCGAGGUGCUGCGGUUUUCCCCGCACACUGACGUCGUCAGAUCGCUCCUCCCGUUGCCGUUUGGCAUCGCGUCCUGCUCCAAUGACGGAACUAUCGCGAUUCUGAGCAGCGAAGGAAGGCUCAUAACAACCUUGAAGGGGCAUACGUCGUUUGUAUACCAGUUGGCCCUACUUCCAUCCGGAGAAUUGGUUUCGUGUGGCGAGGACCGUACUGUGCGGGUCUGGAACGACUCCGAAUGUGUCCAGGUAAUCACCUUGCCUGCGAUUUCGAUCUGGACGGUGGCAGUGCAGCCAAAUAGUGACAUUAUUGCCGGGAGCUCAGACAACCAGCUUCGUGUGUUUACCCGAGACCCCUCCCGGUAUGCGGACGAGGCAUCCCUUCAGGGGCUCGCCGACGAGAUUAAGGGCCUGGCAAUUUCCGAAAACACAAUGCAGAGCAAUGUGGGCGAGGACUUGCCCGGCUUGGAAGCCUUGCAGACCCCCGGAACGAAGGAGGGCCAGACCAUCAUGGUGAAAAACGAGCUUACAGUGGAGGCACACCAAUGGUCCAGUUCGGCCCAGGAAUGGGUCAAGAUUGGUGAAGUGGUUGGUAGAGGCGGCACGGGGAGCGAUAAGAAGGUGGAGUAUAGCGGCGCCAAGUGGGACUUUCUUUUUGAUGUGGACAUCGAGGACGGUGCCCCGGCUUUGAAAUUGCCUUACAACAUCAACGAAAACCCGUACAUUGCGGCAGAGCGUUUUUUGAGCAUGAACGAGCUUCCGCUGUCCUACAGCGAACAGGUGGUGCAGUUUAUUUUGAGCAACACCAAAGGGAUCAGCAUCGGAGGGCCGGAAAAGACGUACGAUCCAUACCAGGACCGCAACCCGUUGGAGCUUUUGCCCGUGAAACAGCACCUUUAUUUUGAUAAAGUGGAUGUGGAAACGUUGAGCAAGGGGUUGGCAAAGUUCCGUGAGAGUGAAACCGAGUUUGCGGUGAGCCAAGCUGACAUCGACACCAUCAAGGCAUCGUUGUCCCUGUUGACUGCCAACGUAGACGAAGAGGUGCUUGUUUCGGUGUACGAAUUUGCAUCAAAGAUUAUUCAGAGUUGGUCCGUAGACAGCAAGGUCAUCGGCUUUGACCUUCUCAGGGCGAUCAUUCCGUUCCACCAAAGGGAACCGGAGAACUUCAAGGCGUUGGUAACCACAGGUUUUCUCUGCGACUCGCCGUUGAUCUUGCUCAUGCUCUUGCGUUGUUUCGACAACCUUUUCCGCACUGGCUGGGGCAAGUCCUUCUUCACCACCGAAGACCCAACCUCCCAGUUUGACGUGUUGGAGGUGCUCAUCACCGUGAACGAUGAAUACUCCAAGGCAUUGCUGUCUGCGACCAAGCCUGCACAAUUGGCACAGCUUUCCGUCGCAUUGGCCACGUUGUACUACAACCUUUCCGUGUUGUGCGUGUGGAGCGGUUCCGCCAUCCUCCACACCAAGUUGUUAGCCGCGUUGAACCAUGUUGCCGAGGAGCUUAUUGUGAGAGGUGAUAACGAAGAGGCCGCCUAUAGGGUGAUUGUGGGCUUGGGAAAUUUAUUAACCGUCAAGCGCACGGCCAAGCCUAAAUGGUUGAGUCGGAUCAGAGAGAAGUACGGAGUGACAGGGGCCAGCAGGUUUGUGAUUGUGUGGGAGGACAUUGAGAAGAUAUAGGCAACCAGAACGCUCUACCGGUAGCACGACGUGUAAGCUAUGUGGACUCUUCAGGAUGAAAUAUUUAACCCACAGGAAGAAGUUACCAUGCCAGUCUAAAAGCUACAUGAUUUAAUUAAAAUAAAAUAAAAGUGAAAGG